AUGAAGCUCAGGGCGGAAACCAACUUCCUCCUGAGGAAGCAAUUGAAGCAGGCCUUGGGACCUUUCGAGAUAAUUGGUGGUGCAGCACUUUCUACUCUGGCAUUUGUGCUAGCAUUUUGGUCAAGCAGUUGUUUGAUCAGAGCAUCUUCACCUUCAGUAGCCAUGUUGAUUGUGGGGGUGCUUGCCAUUAUGGCAUUCCUGGCAAACUACAUCGGCGUGGCGCUUUUCUCAGCAAUUGCGCAAGGUAAAGGUGUUCUGAAGAGAUGUGCUGCCGACUGUCAAGGCCAGAUACAGGCUGCAGAGGACCUGCAGAGCUUGGUUGGUGAUCGCUUUAUGCUUGUGGGUCCCAUGGCAGCACAACUUUCGGCCCCUGAUGCCUAUGACAUUGAACUGACUUGCGCUUAG
Messenger RNA from Durusdinium trenchii, 405 nucleotides. Lineage: Eukaryota; Dinophyceae; Suessiales; Symbiodiniaceae. The record is from the annotation of a GenBank genome assembly.